UCAGUGGUCAUGAUGAUUAACCAUCACUUUUUAAUUUGUUUGUUUUUAGUAGUCGGGGCUUAUGCAGAUUUGCCUGACUUUGUACCUAAAGAAUUUCACGAUUGGAUCUUUAGCAUGCGAGCGAAAUGUAUCAAAGAAACUGGGGUAACUGAAGCUGAUAUUGAUUCGUAUGUUAUAAGCAACAACGCUCAACCUAUCAUGUGUUAUAUGAAAUGCAUGAUGCUUGAAUCAAAAUGGAUGACGUCUAAUCAUCAAGUAAAUUACGAUGUUAUUGAGAAUGUUGUCCAAGGAGAAUUGCAAAAAAUACUUAUUGCAGCUUUAGAUAAAUGCAGAAACUUUCCAGAUGGCAAAGAUCCUUGUGAAACAGCUUAUAACUUCAACGUUUGCAUGCAACAAGCUGACCCAGUUCACUAUUUCCUACCAUAAAAAAAUUUAUUGGUACGUUAUUAUUUUGAGGACGAUUCUUUACUAUUCACACUGAUUUCUCUCUUAUGCUUUAUAGAGUAAUAUAGAAUAUAUAUAAUGUGUAGAACUAAUCUUUGAAAAGUAAUAAUAAAAUAUAUUAUGUAAAAUAAA
Messenger RNA from Onthophagus taurus, 576 nucleotides. RefSeq names its product pheromone-binding protein-related protein 6-like. The record is from RefSeq and is a predicted model, not a curated record. NCBI's taxonomy places the organism in Eukaryota, Metazoa, Arthropoda, Insecta, Coleoptera, Scarabaeidae. Gene Ontology annotation, biological process: sensory perception of smell. Gene Ontology annotation, molecular function: odorant binding.